Messenger RNA from Blastocystis hominis, 1403 nucleotides. RefSeq lists its product as hypothetical. Gene Ontology annotation, molecular function: protein binding. Gene Ontology annotation, cellular component: nucleus. The transcript is spliced from 6 exons. The record is from RefSeq and is a predicted model, not a curated record. NCBI's taxonomy places the organism in Eukaryota, Bigyra, Opalinata, Blastocystidae. Bases 21 to 1403 code for a protein of 460 amino acids. Gene Ontology annotation, biological process: rRNA processing.
ACCCUUGAUUCUGUAUUAAAAUGUAUUCAACGGUUUGCUGGGUUCCUCGAGGGUGUUCAUCUCAUAAACCGAUUCGAGCCAUUCCGACAGCGAAUGAGAUUGAACAAUAUAAGAAAAUGUACAGUGAGCAACUCCUGGCGGAAGAGGAGCGAGAGAAGGAGGAAAUGGGUCAGGAGGGCAUGGAGGAGGGUGUAGAGGCGAUCUCCGGAGUUUUAGGAGAAAGCAUUCCCAUCGAAGCGAUGGACCCCUCGAAAGAUCCCAACAUCAUGGUGGAUGAGGAGAACCUAGAUUCGGACAGCGAGGACGAUCUCGAUAUCCGUCCCACGGAUAGUGUCCUGCUUGCAGCUAAAUCGGACGAAGACCAAAGUUUUCUGGAAGUGCACAUUUACGACGAAGAAACUGGAAACUUCUAUCUGCAUCACGACAUUCUCCUGAGCGCCUACCCGCUCUCCAUGGCCUGGAUGGACUGCGUUCCCCAGCCCUCCACCUCCACCAGCGGCCAUCCCAGCGGCAGCUUCGUGGCCAUCGGCACGUUCCACCCCGAGAUCGAGAUCUGGAACACGGACGUCCUCGACGCUCUGGAGCCGGAAGCCGUGCUGGGCGGUCUGGUCGCGGGGAAACGUCGAACCCUGAAGCCGGGCAGCCACCGCCAGGCGGUCAUGGGUCUGUCGUGGAACCGCGAGUACCGGAACGUGCUGGCGUCGUCGAGUGCGGACUCGACGGUGAAGCUGUGGGACGUGACGACGCAGCACUGCAUGCUGACGCUGAACUACCACAAAGACAAGGUCCCCGUGGUGCACUUCCACCCCGUCGAGGCCAACAUCCUCCUCACCGCCUCCUACGACCGCGUCUGCGCCGUCACCGACGGCCGCUCCCCCUCCAACGGCACCUGGAUCGGCAUCCCCGCCAAGCCGGAGAGCGCCGCGUGGGACCUCGCCGCGCCCUACUGCUUCUUCGUCUCCACCGAGCGCGGCGAGGCCUUCCGCUUCGACGUGCGCCAGACCGCCGCGCCGCUCUUCCAGCAGCAGCUCCACGAGGGUCCCUGCACCGCGCUCGCGCUCAACCCCGCGGCGCCCUCGCUCUGCGCCAGCGCGGGCGAGGACGGGCUCGUGCGGCUGUGGAGCGUGGAGAGCGCGGGGCUGUGCCCCGUCGCCGAGCGGAACGUCAAUCUGGGGAGCGUCUUCGCGUGCUCCUUCUACGAGUCCGCGCCUUAUCUCCUCGCCGCCUGCGGAACCUCCCAGGACCUCUGUCUGUGGGACGUCAGGGAGGUCGACGCGCUCCAGGGCGUGUUCGAGGCGGGAGAGGGCGCGGGAACCGCGGGGGAGGCCGAGAAGUUGGCGUUUGAGGCGUCGGAGAAGGCGACGGGGACGUUGAAUGAUAUCGGAAAGAAGAAGAGGAACUAG